Macadamia integrifolia is the source of this 634-nucleotide messenger RNA. Its product is annotated as transcription factor bHLH35-like. Lineage: Eukaryota; Viridiplantae; Streptophyta; Magnoliopsida; Proteales; Proteaceae. The record is from RefSeq and is a predicted model, not a curated record. Gene Ontology annotation, molecular function: DNA-binding transcription factor activity; protein dimerization activity; sequence-specific DNA binding. Gene Ontology annotation, biological process: regulation of DNA-templated transcription. Gene Ontology annotation, cellular component: nucleus.
AUGGAUAAACGAUCUAUUCUAGUAGAUGCACAAGCUUAUCUUCAGAAUGUACUGCAAGAGACAGAGAAAGAGUUGGAGAAAACCAGCUUAUCCUCAUCCUCCACUGCUUCUUCUGGGGAGUCAUCUUCUAUUACCCUUGAGGAUGAUGAAACUCCACCAUUAAUGGAAGCUUCUACAAAGGGUUAUGAUCGUAAUGCAGCUCUACCAACUAUAUCUAAGAUUGAAGCAUAUAUGAUGGAAAAAGAGCGAUUCCUAUUAAAGAUACGUUGCAACAAGGCAAUGGGAGCAAUGGGUCUGGUGCAAAGGGCAAUAGAAAUGCUGGGCUUGCAAAUUACAUGUUCUUCAAUUGAUGAGCUUGAUCAUGCCAACAUGUUGAUUACUACUUUCCUCCGUGUAUGUAUGGUUAAGAAAAAGGAAGGUGUGACCCAAGAAAAGCUAUUGCAUCAGGUGAGAACAAAUGCUGGAAAGUUGGGUCUUGUGCUUCAUCAUGAGGAUUCCUAGCUAGUACAUCUGAAGCAUUAUAAAUUUCAUAAUGCCUGGAUCCUUUUAUAAUGCCAUUUGCUUCUCAAUGAUUCCCAACGGUGACUCUUGAAGGACUCUAACAUAGGUAUCGAAUCUUAUAUUUCAAUAUCAA